UAUCCCCCUUUAGCGGACGACCGGUUUCAGUUUCAAAGCGAGGUCCAAAGCUUUAACCAAAACCUUUGACUUCGAUCCGGGCCAACCUCCGAGGAGCCGAGAACCGAUCGAUCCCAUCGUCCGCAACGAUCCUCUUCCUCGUCUUCCCCACCACCACCGCCGCAAUGAUCGGAUCGCGUGCGCUCCUGCUUCCGAUCUUGUUGCUGUCCCUCGCGGCCACGUGCCGAUCGAUCCGGUUCGAGCUGCAAUCGGGCCACACCAAGUGCAUCACCGAGGACAUCAAGAGCAAUUCCAUGACCGUCGGCAAGUACAGCGUCGUCAACCCUAACGAAGGCCAUCCCAUGCCCGAGUCCCACAAGCUCACCGCCAGGGUGACGUCGACUUACGGGAACAAUUACCACUACGCGGACCAUGUGGAGUCGGGCCAGUUCGCGUUCACGGCCGCGGAGGCUGGGGAUUACAUGGCCUGCUUCUGGACCCCGGAUCACCAGCCGCCGACCACGGUGACCGUCGAGUUUGAUUGGAGGACCGGUGUGGCGUCUAAGGAUUGGGGCAGUGUCGCCAAGAAAGGCCAAGUUGAUCUGAUGGAACUGGAGCUGAAGAAGUUGCAGGACACGAUCAACUCCAUUCAUGAGGAGAUGUUCUAUCUUCGCGACAGGGAAGAAGAAAUGCAGGAACUCAACCGAGCGACCAACUCCAAAAUGGCGUGGCUGAGCUGCCUUUCACUUUUUGUUUGCUUGUCUGUGGCUGGCUUGCAACUAUGGCACCUCAAGACAUUUUUCGAGAAAAAGAAGCUCAUCUAGAUAUCAGGAUGACAUUUAGCAUUUUUUUUUUUUUUUUUUAAUCUUUGUAUCAUACGUGGAGUUAGACAGUAUGUUGAAAAGGACCAAACAGGAGAUUACACUGCAAAAUCCAUUUGGAAUUCCUAGAUAACUUCAACUGGCAUCAUACCACAAGGGGACUUCAUUGCGCCAUCCUGUAUAAUUGCAUUCCCAGGUUGGUAUUGAUGAAAAUAUUGCCUCUUGUCCUUCAGUUUGCUGGUAUGAACUUUGCUGAACAAGAAUGCCGCCUCCAGUUUCACGGCACCUAUUUCUUUUU
Molecule: messenger RNA, 1098 nt
Organism: Eucalyptus grandis
Lineage: Eukaryota; Viridiplantae; Streptophyta; Magnoliopsida; Myrtales; Myrtaceae
Product: transmembrane emp24 domain-containing protein p24delta9
Exons: 4
Coding region: 165-803 (212 amino acids)
Biological process (GO): Golgi organization; endoplasmic reticulum to Golgi vesicle-mediated transport; intracellular protein transport
Cellular component (GO): endoplasmic reticulum-Golgi intermediate compartment; Golgi apparatus; endoplasmic reticulum
Source: RefSeq, a predicted model, not a curated record